Messenger RNA from Trametes versicolor FP-101664 SS1, 1962 nucleotides. Its product is annotated as aspartate--tRNA ligase MSD1. Gene Ontology annotation, biological process: aspartyl-tRNA aminoacylation. The record is from RefSeq and is a predicted model, not a curated record. Gene Ontology annotation, molecular function: nucleic acid binding; aspartate-tRNA ligase activity; ATP binding. The transcript is spliced from 9 exons. The coding region runs from base 1 to 1962 and encodes 653 amino acids. Lineage: Eukaryota; Fungi; Basidiomycota; Agaricomycetes; Polyporales; Polyporaceae. Gene Ontology annotation, cellular component: mitochondrion; cytoplasm.
AUGAACUUCAACGAGCAGGUCAACACAGCUCCUUUCGAAAAGCGCACACAUACGUGCGGUUCCCUUUCUUUCAAAGAUGUGGACAGUAAAGCGGUAUUGAUGGGAUGGCUCGUUCCGAAGGGGAAAGUGAGCAAGAAGCUGUCCUUCUUCGACAUUCGCGACUCCCAUGGCACCACUCAACUGGUUGUCGACUCGCGAUCCUGUGGUGUGGAUGUGCUUUCUGAGAUGCGGAAUGUACCUGAGGAAUCCACCGUGCUAGUGGAGGGUUCCGUUCGACGGCGACCGACAGCACAACAGCGAGAUGUUCCCGCAGGAGGUGUUGAAGUGAUUGUGACGUCCUUCAAGCUACUGAACCCAGCGGACCGAAACAUGCCGUUUAUGCCGUUUGACACUCAGAACCUGGCAAACGAGGACCUGAGAUUGCGUUACCGCUAUCUGGAUCUCCGCCGCGCAGAGUUGACCUCUAACCUGAAGAAACGCAGCGAUGUCGCUUUCCUCGUCAGGUCUACCCUCCACGACCAAGGUUGGCUCAUAGUGUAUGCAUGCCCGGGGAAAGGCACUGACGUUGUCCCAGGCUUCACGGAAGUAGAAACGCCGAUGCUUCUCAAUUCUACCCCAGAGGGUGCUCGAGAAUACCUCGUGCCCACCCGGGUAAAGCAGUCAUCCUCGGAUGCGUCCCCUCAACCACAGUUCUACGCCCUCUCGCAAUCUCCACAGCAGCCGAAACAGUUGCUGAUCGCGUCCGGCGCCGUGGACCGGUACUUCCAGCUCGCGCGCUGCUUCCGCGACGAAGACGGGCGCAAGGACCGGCAGCCAGAGUUCACACAAGUCGAUCUGGAGAUGGCAUGGGUGAGCUGGGGUAAGCAGAUCGGGGAAGGUCUUUCGACGGACGCCGAUCCAUGGAGGAUCGGCGGCCCCGAGGUCCGGGACGUGGUUGAGAGUAUCAUCCGCAAGAUUUGGAAGAAGGUCGAGAACGUAGAGCUCGAGGACCGGUUCAGGGUCAUGACCUAUGCCGAAGCUAUGGCAAAGUACGGGUCUGACAAGCCGGAUUUGCGGUUUGGUCUUGAGAUCCAAGACAUUACGUCUCAGCUGCCGGAACCCCUGCGUUCGGCUCUGCAGGCUCGCGGCGAGAUCAUAGAGGCCCUCGUGGUCUCUCCUCACCUAAGUCAUGCCUCGUUCGCCCGUGCGGCUGAAGAUGUAGAGUACGACAAGGUUGUCGAGCGCUUGCAACUCGGGCCCAGUGCUUCCUCGGCAUGGUUAAACCAAAGCCGGGUCGCGCAAGACGUCCUCGGCCCUGCUCAGUCUACCUUUGACGUGUCAGAACUGAAUGCUGCUCUGGGGCUGACCGAAGGAGGCACCAUCUGGCUGGCUAAGCGGCCUCAACGAGGCGAGGGAGGGUGGACGCCUCUCGGCCGUCUGCGGCUCGCACUAUCGGAAACCGCACAGCGUAACGGCGAUCUCGUUCUUAGCGACGACCCCAAGUUCCUAUGGGUGACAGAGUUCCCGCUCUUCACCCGCGCAGACGAGGACAAGGACUUCCUAGCGCACGGACGCUGGAGUAGCUCCCAUCACCCUUUCACGGCGCCGAUGUGGGAAGACAUAGAGAAGAUGUACGCGGGACAGGUCGAGGAGGUUCGCGGACAACACUACGACCUCGUGCUGAAUGGGGUCGAGAUUGGCGGCGGGUCCGUAAGGGUGCACGAUGCAGCGAUGCAAGACUACAUCUUCACCAACAUUCUUCAGUUGGACGAGAAGGAGAAAGCUUCUUUCAAUCAUCUCCUGCAUGCUCUACGCUGUGGCUUCGAUCGCCUCAUGGCCAUCCUCUGCAAGACUACGUCUAUCCGGGACGUCAUUGCCUUCCCCAAGACCGCCGCGGGGUCAGACCUGCUCUUCAAGAGCCCGUCGCCAUCUACCGCCGAAGUGCUCGCGCAAUACGCACUCCGCCCAUUAGGGCGUGACUGA